CCUGUUCGUGUUUCUUUCUUCAGGGAGAUUCACUUUUAAACCCCACUUUGUCAUCUUCUCAGCCAUUCCAUUUCUUUCCAUCACUCUCAAAGUCCAAACCUUUCUUGCCAAAGAUUCAAGCUUUACAUAGUGUCUUUCUUUACUGUCUCUCCCGUGAAGUCUUGUUCAGAAUUUGGGUGCACAAAUGUUCAUUCCCAGUUUCGGCGUGUCCGAGGAAAUUGCUAGGAACUGACCCAGAUUUUGCUGCUCAGUUGUUGGGUUUCUGAUUCUGUCUCUGAAUCUUCGAAAAAGCCUGGCAGUUCUGUCUCUGCUGUACUGCAUUGAAUGCUCCAGCAAAGGAAAUGCCUUGAGUUGGGAUGACACCGCCAUUUUUGGCAGUUUUUACCUGCACUUCUGGAGAGAGAAGGGGCUGACUCUGACCCUUCUCUCUGCUGAGGAGAGAUUGGACCACAGAAGUAUAUGCUCCGAGUUGAACAGAAAGCUUGCUUCAGUUCCGGUUUGUUUCUGUUUCUGGCAGUCAAAUCUUUUCUGACACAAGAUGGGUUUUUGCUCAAGAAGCUGAAAAGUCCAUCUUUAGAUUCAAUGGCGGCUUCAUGUCUCACUUGUGAAUGUCCUAUGAAGAUUUCUUCUAAGGAAGUAGUGUGAAGUCAGGACUUUCUGUUGGAGAGAUAUCAGAUAUGAGAACUUGAGAUUAGGGGGGCAAAAAAAGGGUCUCUUUUCUGUGCAUUUUCUUGCUUCUGGGCGUGUGAGAGUCAUUGCUGAAAGCAGAGAGAGAUAGAAAGGGAGGAAAGGGAGAAGUAAGAAGAAAAAUCAUACUUUGGUCUCUGCAAGUUAUAGUCUUUUAGUCUGUAAAAAUGGCAGAGACCAGCAACGGCCAAGAAGUUAGAUCCUUAGCCCUGACACCGACUUGGUCCGUGGCCACUGUCCUGACGGUAUUUGUGGUAGUCUCCUUGAUCGUGGAGCGCUCUAUUCAUCGGCUAAGUAACUGGUUGAGGAAAACUAAUCGGAAGCCCUUGCACGCGGCGGUGGAGAAAAUGAAAGAAGAGUUGAUGCUACUCGGGUUUAUAUCUCUCCUCCUCACAGCCACCUCGAGCAUUAUAGCCAAUAUCUGCAUACCAUCCAAGUUCUAUGAUCUUACUUUUGCUCCAUGUACGAAGUCUGAGAUUGAUGAACAGAAAGAAGAUAGCACCUCAAUGGAACGUAAGCUUUUAGUGGAGCAUGUUCUGAACCACUCGUUCAGGAGAAUGUUGAACACAGAAAAUCAAAAUACCUGCAAAGAGGGACGUGAGCCGUUUGUUUCAUAUCAAGGUCUUGAGCAAUUGCAUCGGUUCAUCUUUGUCAUGGCAGUGACUCACAUAUCUUACAGCUGUCUCACAAUGUUGCUGGCAAUAGUGAAGAUCCACAGUUGGCGGGAAUGGGAAGACGAAGCUCAUAUAGACCGACACGAUGCAUUAUCUGAAAUCACAAGAGAAUCGAUGUUGAGAAGACAAUCUACUUUCAUCAAGGUUCAUGCAACAAACCCUGUGACGACGAACAACUUCUUUAUAUGGGUGACUUGUUUUUUCCGGCAAUUUGGGUGGUCAGUGGUCCGUUCGGACUAUUUAACACUGAGGAAGGGAUUCAUCAUGAACCACAACCUUACAUACAAAUAUGAUUUUCACAGCUAUAUGAUUCGCUCUAUGGAAGAAGAGUUUCAAAGAAUAGUUGGUGUGAGUGGCCCUCUCUGGGGAUUUGUAGUUGCUUUCAUGCUAUUUAACAUAAAAGGGUCUAAUCUCUAUUUCUGGAUAGCAAUCAUUCCCAUCACCCUUGUGCUUCUAGUCGGUGCGAAACUGCAACAUAUUAUUGCGACCUUAGCAUUGGAAAAUGCUGGCAUCAUGGGAUUCAUCACUGGAGGAAAGCUGAGACCUCGCGAUGAACUAUUCUGGUUUAAGAAGCCCGAGUUGCUGUUAUCUUUGAUCCAUUUCAUCCUCUUUCAGAAUGCUUUCGAAUUGGCUUCAUUCUUCUGGUUCUGGUGGCAAUUCGGGUACAACUCGUGCUUUAUCAGGAACCAUUUCCUGGUCUACCUACGACUGAUCUUGGGGUUUUCUGGGCAAUUCCUCUGCAGCUACAGCACACUUCCUCUGUAUGCUCUCGUUACUCAGAUGGGAACAAACUACAAGGCAGCGUUGAUUCCUCAAAGGAUAAGGGAGACAAUUCACGGGUGGAAGAAAUCAGCCAGGAGGAGGAGAAGGCUUGGGAUCAUAACUGACGAUUCCACGGUCCGCACGGACACGAGCACCGUGAUGUCGCUCGAGGAGGACGAUCAUGAUCAGCAGCUGCUCGAUGGGCCUGCGGAUAAUGGCAACCUUCCAUGCCCAGAAAUCGAGCUGCAACAACAUGCUUCUCCUACGAUAGUCAUUAGCCCUCCCGUUGCUAAUGAAGCUUCAAGCAGAGUAGGGACUCCGCUUCUUCGACCCUCUGCUUCCAUCUCGUCAUCUACUCCAACGAGUUUCAACCCAGCUAGUGUUAUGAGAUGCCUUUCCAUGCCUGCAAGAAGAGAAUAAGGCAACUAGUAAAAGAAGAAGAUAACCUUGUUGGUGAGCCUGCUCUCUCGCUGAUGUUUUCCGGAGAUAUACAGGAGGAGGGUCAACAGAAUUGCAAUGUGAAUGUUCAAAAUGGUACUUUCCGAUAACUUCUAGGUAAGGUCUGAGAAGUAUAGGCUUGUUUACACUGUUAGGAUAGAAGAAUCGAGAUGUUAGUAAUGCAAACUCUUCAGAUUGUAACUCAGUAGCACAGUUAAGAUGCUUUUGUGUUGUGAUAGAGAGCUGUUCUGAGGACCGACAGCCAAUAUACCUUUGGAAGAAAAACAUGUCUUUACAUGAGACUUUAUUGGAUUUAAGAGGCA
Messenger RNA from Punica granatum (pomegranate), 2884 nucleotides. NCBI's taxonomy places the organism in Eukaryota, Viridiplantae, Streptophyta, Magnoliopsida, Myrtales, Lythraceae. The record is from RefSeq and is a predicted model, not a curated record.